GUCCUCAUUUCCAAAACAAACAAAAUGGCGGCGCACAUGAGAUGGGGACUUCGUCAUUUACUCCGAACAAGAAAUACGACCAGCUUUAGGUUUGAAUCUUUACACAGUUCACACAAGAUGCAAUUCAAAAUGAAAGAAGUUGGUGUGAUCUGUUUGAAGUUAUUGUUGAGUCCAAAUCUCGGGUGUGGGGUCGUUUUGAUUCUGGGUGUUAGCUAACUGCUGAUUAGCUAACUGCCAAACUGCGACAAUGAAGUUAAGUCGCGGUUAAUCAACCUGAUCCCAUCCUCAUUUGCUGUAGUUACAGGUGGAAACGGGAUUGUUUGGGGGCUUUUCUUGUUUUUGUACUUAUAUUUAGUAUUUCCCAAUUCAAAGCACAUUUUUAUUUCACAUUGAGGAAGUUAGCUUAGACUGUGUGACAGUAAAACCUCUGGAUGGCCUCAACAGUGUUGCGCAAGGUUUAACAUCUGAGCCAAACGCUUCAGUUUAACGUUACUUACAAGGCUGUCCAACAUUAACCCUUCAUAUUCAUUAACCCAGCCUCAUGAUGAAUAAUGAUAAUUUAGUAAAAUGUCACUUUGAUCACAUGUUCUGGUAUAUUUUAAUAUAAAAGGUUUGAAGAGAAGACCAGAUGCUCGUACCACUCUCUGUGCUUGACCCAGAUUUCCAGGAAAGUUCAGCCUCGGUUCAGGACAGGAGCCACACUCUUCUCUGGUGAGAAACCAUCAUUUGAACACUUUCAAGGUUGAUACCCUGUCAUCUUGUUGUGUUUAUGCCAGGACCAAUAACAUUUACUGAGAAAUGCUAUUUUAAAUGUAUUUCAGUAAGACACCUGUCAAUCCAGACUCAAGACACUCCAAACCCCAGGAGUUUGAAGUUCCUCCCUGGUAAACCUGUCCUAGGAAGUGGGACCCUUGACUUUCCCUCCCCAAGCUCUGCUGAGUGUUCAUCAUUAGCAAGGUUGUGCUUUAAGCGUCAUAUUUCCAUGAGUGAAAUCAUAGAUUCAUCUAUUAAAAAGGGCAAGAUAAAAUGUCUAAAGAUGCUUUCUCUGCAUUUAAACAUCAGGAAGAGGACGACAGAGACAAACACCUUUACCCAUUAGAUAAAUGUGUCUGCAUGUAAUGAUGGUCAAAGAAAGAGUUAGUUCUUACACAGCCUUUAAUUCAUCAGUUGAAAUUGGUGGUGUAAGUUUGGCAUUUUAAUUUGCAAAUCAAUAUUAUCUUUAUUGAGUUGAGGUGUCAUCCUGUAUGACAGCGACGGUAGCCUGGAAGGAAAGUUCAUGCAGCAGAUGAGUUAGGUUUCUUCAAAUUAAGUUACAGAUAAAGAGUAUAUAGGUAGAUUUUUUGAUUCGCUUAUACAUUAUUUUAUCCUCUUCUGUAGGAUAAACAUCUCUAAACAUACACUUCCAAUAUGUAUGAGUUUAGCUUGUUGUAUCUUUCUUAUUCAAAUAUGCAAACAUGUUUCUUUCAGGGAUCUGUUUGAAAUUGAAGGAGUGAAAAGUGUAUUUUUUGGCCCAGACUUCAUCACAGUCACCAAAGUAAGUAUUAAAUGUAUUUAGACAGAUCUGCUCAUUGAUUAUACUCCCAAACAUUUUUGUGUGACAGAACGUGAGACCUUUGUGUGUUUUUUUCAGACAGAUGAGGAUGUGGAGUGGACAGACAUUAAGCGCAACGCUUUAGAGACCAUUGCGAAGUUCUUUGAGAGUGGUGAUCCGAUAACAACAGGGGCGGUGCACCAUGAGAGCAGUAAGAUUGAAACUAUCUCUUUACUUGUGUUGAAGUAAUGUUGGAUUCACAUGGAUUCAGGUAGAUGGCAGAUGCAUCUGUGCUGUAAAUACAUAGACAGCUUCCCUGCACUGAAAUAUUUCAUUGCAUGAUUAUAUCCUUUUUUUAUGUUCAAAAGUGUUGGUCUACUAUUCACUCUGUUCCUGAAUCCAUGUUCAUACACUAUUACAUAUGGAUCUGUUUGACUGUAUCUUGUGUGGAUCAACAUUAAUUGGACAUUUUCUUGAUUUAAGGUCAUUCUGAAGAUGAUGAUGAUAUUGUAUCUAUGAUAAAGGAGCUUCUGGAUACCAGAAUCAGGUAAUAAACUUGUAACUUUGUGAAAUUGUGUUUUAUUUACAGUAGCUUACUGACAGUUUUUGAAUCAAACCUCAAAACACACUUUUACACCUAUGUUUUUGGCUCUACAUGAGAAUCCCCUUUUACUUUUUUAAAGGUCCUAACACUUUUUUCCAUUUUAUAGUGUCAGUGUUUCUAAAUUUGUUCCCUUUUUUAACAGUGUAAUUGUUAUUUUGUUCUGAUUAUGUAACACUUGGGUCAGCUUCUGUUUUUUUAAAGUGCUUUAUGAAUUAAGCUGGAUUGUCUAGAGUUGAUGUAUUAUAGAUCUUACAUAACCUUUGAUGAAAUUGUUCUUUUGAUUCCACAGCAUGCAUAUGAAUGAGGAUUAGUUGUAGCAAGAGAAAGUUGGGCAGAAGUAGUAGUCUGAACCUGCCAGUUCUUCAUUCUGCUUUGUUUUGUACUAAGUGAUAUCAUGUUGUUCAUUCACAAGACCUACAGUACAGGAGGAUGGAGGAGAUGUCAUCUUUAAGGGGUUUGAGGAGGGUACGGUCAAGCUCAAGCUGGUGGGCUCCUGCACAGGGUGUCCCAGCUCUACUGUCACCCUGAGAAACGGCAUUCAGAACAUGAUGCAGUUUUAUAUUCCAGAAGUGGACAAUGUGGAGCAGGUGAUUAUAAACUGGUUUUCGUGUAGGAUGUGUAUUUGAUCUGAGCAUUGAGUCAUAUCAUUGUUUAGUUAACCAUUUUAAAGUAGCUGCACUGCUGUUUACACAACCGAGUGGAAGUAUGAAUCAUGUCACGCAGGAAACUGUUGCAUGGCAUAUUUGAGUCUAAUUAUGUUCAGCCCCUAACUCUGUAUUCUCCAACCUGUUGGUGCAGUUUUUCCACUUAAGUGAGCAGAAUGGGAAUAAUUCUGAAACAUAGAAAAGAUUUUCAGAAUUUGAUGUCUAUUUUGUGAAUUAAUGCACUGUCUGAUCUGUGUUGGGCAUUCAGGGUUUUCAGGAUGAUGUUUUGUUUUUUUGUCUGACUUUGAUCUCACUUAUCACAUUUAGUCCUUUUUCUUUUCUUCCAUUUCUAGGUGGAAGAUGAAGUGGAUGAAGUCAAUGCAAAAGUUUUCUCAGAGCUGGAGCGAAAACUACAAGAUUAAAACAUCUACCAUUGCACUCACAGGUUGUGUAAGAAGGAAAUUGUUACACUGUUUAAAGCACAGCCAUGUAUCACUUCCAUAUUACUAAAUUCCUCAGAAUGAAAAUAUAUAACUGUUUUCUGUGUUGCGCACCAUAAACCAUUAAUAGUUGAAGCUGUCAUUUGUAUGUAUAUACUGUAUCCUGCUGUAACCAAGAGAAGGAGAUUGUGGGUAUUCCUGUACCCAGCAAAAAUGUCAUUCUUUAAAGCUGUCUAAAUAUUCUGCUCUGACGUUUAUAAAUGUUUUGAUGUAUUUAUUUCAUAUAGAUACUGUAUAUUUUGAAAUAAUAUUUUCAUAGAUUGAGAAUACUGUGUUCUUGACAGUGUUCAUGGUCAUGCAGAAAGAUUAUGUGAUCUUGUAUUCCUUUUAAUUGCUGCCAACAUACUAUUAAGAUAUUAACAAACCACGAGAACACCAUAUUAGCUUGCCAUUGCAUCUGCUAAAUAUAACCAACUGUUAAUUUAAGAGAAUGUGUCAGGCGUAGAUUUGAAGUCUCAUGCACUUAGGAUCUGUAUGCUUUACUCACAAGCUGUUUCGCUCUGUUUAUGAUGUCCUAUAUUAAAUCAAAGUUCAAAGUUUGAAAAGUAA
Molecule: messenger RNA, 3828 nt
Organism: Xyrichtys novacula (pearly razorfish)
Lineage: Eukaryota; Metazoa; Chordata; Actinopteri; Labriformes; Labridae
Source: the annotation of a GenBank genome assembly